AUGAUCUCGAUCGGUAUUAUCGAGGAGCUUUCGCAAUCACACCAUGAAUCUACCAUUGUGGCCUACUCUUUCUGUCAAAAUGCAGACGAUAGGUUCAACAGCCUUGAGGCGAUCAUCAAGGGUCUUAUUCGGCGAUUAGUGGAUCAACAACCGUCGCUCAAAAAGUCUCUACGAGACCGCUGGGACACUAAGAGAGAUCGUUUCAAGGAAGAUGUUUCUUCAUGGCAUAAUCUGUGGAACAUCCUUUUGGAGAUGUUAGAGCUUUCCAAGUGCCAGAGGUUAUACAUGAUUGUGGAUGCUCUUGAUGAGUGCCUAUAUGAUGGCAUGGCCGAUUUCUUAAAACUCAUUGUCCGAAAUGGACUAGAUCGCCCUGCCAAAAUCAAGUGGAUGCUGACAAGUCGACCAUUAGAGAGCGCAGAUAAAGUCUUAUUGGCAAGAAACGACCAGGUACAAAUCAACCUGGAGCAGCACCCGAAACAAGUUUCCGAAGCUGUUGAGGCUUACGUCGCUUCUAAGACGCGUGAGCUCAGUCUUCUUCAAGAAUACGGGCAACCCCUAGAGCGAAAGAUACAAGAAGAGCUCAUUAAGAAGGCUGAGGGUACAUUCUUAUGGGUUGGUUUGGUGUGCGAGAUACUUGAAAGUGUCUGCCUAGAUGAGGCCUUAGCUGAAAUUGAAAAGUUGCCACCCACUCUAGAUAAAAUUUAUGAUCGGAUACUGCAAGAGCUGAGCAAGAGUAAGCGAAGAGAUGUACAAAAACAUAUGAGAUUGCUUACCGCGAUGAUGCUGGCAUACCGGCCAUUGAAGGUAGAGGAGGUUAAUAGCGUGACUGGUCUAACUGAUACAGAGGAUGAUAUCAAUGCGAUGGUCGAUCGAUGUGCUUCAAUCAUCAAAAAGCAAGACAAUCAUAUCGAAUUUGUCCAUCAAUCUGCUCGAGACUACUUAGCAGGGGACAGUGGAAAAUCAAUCCUUGGUACUUAUGGCACUUAUGGCCAUGGUGAAGUUGUGCAGGGAUGUCUAUCUUAUUUAUCGGACAAGCUCACGGUCAACCUCCUCCAAUUAACACAACCCGACUCAACCAGAGACUGCUUGAAAGCGUUCAAGGACAAGAAAAGAGAGAUUCUACUCGCUAGCGUGGACUAUGCAGCUAUAUUCUGGGUGCAACAUCUCGUGGACGCCAAAAAUCCCGCGUUAGAGCAGGAAGCACUCGCUGAAGAAGGCGCCGUCAGUACGUUCCUCCAAACCAAGUUGUUGGAAUGGGUAGAAUGCCUUAGUUUGCUGAAAAUGCUACCGCGAGCUGUAGGAGCAUUGAAACAAUUAUCAAAAAUAGCAAAGGUUAAUAUUGGAUAUUUGCUUUUGGCAGCCAUCUUUGCUAACCAGCUACAGGACAACCAUUGGGCAUCGACACUUGUGCAAGAUGCUACACGGUUUUUGCUGCGACAUUACCACGUUAUAUCAAAUUGGCCAUUACAGACGUACACCUCUGCUGUAAUUUUUAGUCCUGAUUUAAGCAUUGCAAGGAGAAAAAAAAACUUGGCCAAGAUUCCCCGGUGGCUUAGAAAAUUACCUCAUGUGGAAGAAAAUUGGGCAUCUUUGAUCCAGACCCUGGUAGGCCACUCUGGCGCAGUCAGGGCCGUGGCCUUCUCUCCGAACGGCAAGCAGAUUGCCUCCGGCUCUUUGGACAAUACUAUCAAGCUAUGGGAUGCCACGACAGGCGACGCUCAGAAAACCCUAGUAGGCCACUCCGGCGCGGUCACGGCCGUGGCCUUCUCUCCGGACGGCAAGCAAAUUGCCUCUGGCUCUUACAAUACUAUCAAGCUAUGGAAUGCUACAACAGGCGACGCUCAGAAAACCAUAGUAGGCCACUCCGGCGCGGUCAUAGCCGUGGCCUUCUCUUCGGGCGGCAAGCAGAUUGUCUCUAGCUCUUACAAUAAUAUUAAGCUAUGGGAUGCUACAACGGGAGACGCUCAAAAAACCCUAGUAGGCCGCUUCGACUAUAGUACGGCCGUGGCCUUCUCUCCGGACGGCAAGCAGAUUGCCUCUGGCUCUUUCGACAACACCAUCAAGCUAUGGGAUUCCAUGACGGGUGACGCUCACAAAACCCUAGUAGGCCACUCCGGCGCGGUCACGGCCGUGGCCUUCUCUGCGGAUAGCAAGCAGAUCGCCUCUAGCUCUUACAAUAACAUUAAGCUAUGGGAUGCUACGACGGGCGACGCCCAGAAAACCCUAGAAGGCCACCUCGACCACGUUGCGGCCGUGGCCUUCUCUCCGGACGGCAAGCAGAUUGCCUCUGGCUCUUUCAACAACACCGUCAAGCUAUGGAAUGCCACGACGGGUGACGCUCACAAAACCCUAGUAGGCCACUCCGGCGUAGUCAGGGCCGUGACCUUCUCUCCGGACGGCAAGCAGAUUGCCUCUGGCUCUUUGGACAAUAAUAUUAAGCUAUGGGAUGCCUCGACAGGCGACGCUAAGAAAACCCUAGUAGGCCACUCCGGCGCAGUCAGGGUCGUGGCCUUCUCUCCGGACAGCAAGCAGAUUGCCUCUGGCUCUUUCGAUGACACCAUCAAGCUAUGGGAUGCCUUGACGGGCGACGCUAAGAAAACCCUAGUAGGCCACUCCGGCACGGUCACGGCCGUGACCUUCUCUCCGGACGGCAAGCAGAUUGCCUCUAGCUCUUUCGACAAUACUAUCAAGCUAUGGGAUGCCUCGACAGGCGACGCUAAGAAAACCCUAGUAGGCCACUCCAGCGCGGUCACGGCCGUGGCCUUCUCUCCGGACGGCAAGCAGAUUGCCUCUGGCUCUUUCAACAACACCAUCAAGCUAUGGAAUGCCACGACGGGUGACGCCCAGAAAACCCUGGUAGGCCACUCCGGCGCGGUCAGGGCCGUGGCAUUCUCACUGAACAGCAAGCAGAUCGCCUCUGUUUCUGACAACGGCACCAUCAAGCUAUGGGAUGCCACAACGGGCGGCGGCAUUCUGAUAGAAGCUUCAAAAUAUCUUUGGGGCAUUUUAAGUAGCCAUUGGAAGUUCUCUCCGUCGCAAGAAAUCUCGACACCAGGGCGGAUACACAAUUUAAGAUUAUCACGGAAUCCCCAGCUCGCAGCCAAUAUAGGUUUUGUUGAACAAAGCAGCAGCUUGGCAUCAUCCCUUGAUAUCCAUGUGAGUGAUCAGUGGAUAUGCUAUGGAGAAAUGCACCUCCUUCGGCUGCCGUCGAAUUUUAUUCCAAGUUGUUAUGAUUCGCGAAGUGAUCAAUUAACGAUAGGAUUCCAGAAUGGUCGAGUUUUGAGCUUUGCAUUUGACGCAAGUAGCCUCCAGUCGUUGAUGUAA
Penicillium taxi is the source of this 3324-nucleotide messenger RNA. Its product is annotated as G-protein beta WD- 40 repeats containing protein. The record is from RefSeq and is a predicted model, not a curated record. Gene Ontology annotation, molecular function: protein binding. The transcript has a single exon. NCBI's taxonomy places the organism in Eukaryota, Fungi, Ascomycota, Eurotiomycetes, Eurotiales, Aspergillaceae. The coding region runs from base 1 to 3324 and encodes 1107 amino acids.